AACUCCGGCUGCCAAUGGUUACACGUGCCAACUGCAAACAAGGUUUAGGCUGAAGAGGAGCUGUGGAGAGAACAGUCAUGCCAGGAAUUCUGUUGGGAGAUGUGCUUCCUAAUUUUGAAGCAGACACUACUAUCGGCAAGAUACACUUCCAUGAAUUCCUGGGAAAUUCAUGGGGUAUCCUGUUUUCGCAUCCCCGUGACUUUACUCCAGUAUGUACGACUGAGCUGGCCCGAGCUGCAAAGCUCAGUGAUGAGUUUAAGAAACGCGACGUGAAGAUGAUCGCGCUGUCUAUCGACAGUGUUGAGGACCACCGUAAAUGGAGUGAGGAUAUUAUGGCAUUUAAUCAAGAGAAGACAUGCAGUCCCCUGCCGUAUCCAAUCAUAGCAGAUGAUAAGAGGGAGUUGGCGGUCUUGUUGGGGAUGCUGGACCCUGAUGAGAGGGACAAAGAUGGGAUGCCCCUCACUGCCCGCUGUGUCUUUAUUGUCGGUCCCGAUAAGAGACUAAAGCUGUCCGUUCUCUAUCCGGCCACUACGGGGCGCAAUUUUGAUGAGAUUCUCCGUGUCAUAGACUCUCUACAGUUGACCGCAACCAAAAAGGUGGCCACACCUGUGGACUGGAAGCCUGGUCAGGAGGUCAUGGUCAUCCCUUCCCUCUCAGAAGAAGAGGCCAAAAAGCUGUUCCCAGCUGGGUUUACCACCAAAGAUGUGCCUUCUGGGAAAAAAUAUAUACGCUACACUAAACUGUAACUGAGAAAGGAAUCUACAUAAGGAGGAAAUGCUGCAAAAAUAUAGCACUUACAGUACCUGACAUUAGCUCUUAGUCCAAAACCUGUUUCUAGAGGCCCGUACACUUCUCGAACAGUACACCAUUUAAAUGUUUCUAUGCUUUAACUCAUCAAAUUGUUAUUAUAGUAGAGUACACUCAGUCAUCCAAAUAUGUGGUCCUCCAGGAACAGAUUUAGGAAUUGCUUUUUGCUGUCCUUUCAUUCAGACUUGAGAGGCAAUCAUCAGAAUCUAACUGGUUCAAUGUAGUUUGACACUUUACAAUAUAAUGAUUGUAUCGUGCCUUACUUUCAAUAAAAUUGUUUCUUUUGUAAUUUA
Misgurnus anguillicaudatus (oriental weatherfish) is the source of this 1100-nucleotide messenger RNA. RefSeq names its product peroxiredoxin 6 (gene prdx6). NCBI's taxonomy places the organism in Eukaryota, Metazoa, Chordata, Actinopteri, Cypriniformes, Cobitidae. The record is from RefSeq and is a predicted model, not a curated record. Gene Ontology annotation, cellular component: cytosol; mitochondrion. Gene Ontology annotation, biological process: cell redox homeostasis; cellular oxidant detoxification. Gene Ontology annotation, molecular function: peroxiredoxin activity.